GGCCAUGACAGUGAUGACGUAUAUUUCAUGCGCCGGAUAUGUUUGUCCAAAGACUUCACUCAAUGCUGAUGUGUUACAAGAAGUGAUAUUGCAGCGUCUUUUCUGUGAUUUUUUUUUUUGGCUACAACAAGACAAAGGAAGCGGAGGUGUCUUGUAAGUGUCACAGAAGACACUUUGGAAGCGACCUCUGACUGCCAAUGGCGCCCAAAGGUAAAGUUGGCACCAAAGGAAAGAAGCAGAUUUUCGAGGAGAACGAGGCGACCCUAAAGUUCUACACAAGAGUUAUCCUCGGUGCUAAUGCCAUAUAUGCCGUUGUAAACUUUUUGAUCUUCUACAAUUCAUCUUCUUUUUGGACAUGGCUCUUAUUAGCAUUAGUGCUAGCAGUUUAUGUGGGGAGUUACCGCUCCAUGUCCGCCAUGGCCAAACCAGUGUUUGCUGACGAUGGAAGCCUGCUGGACGGAGGAAUAGAUUUAAACAUGGAGCAAGGAAUGGCAGAGCACCUGAAGGAUGUUAUUCUUCUCACAGCCAUCGUCCAAGUGCUCAGCUCCAUCUCUUCUUAUUUUUGGUAUCUCUGGCUGCUGGCCCCAUUUCGCGCGCUUCACCUGCUCUGGGUGAACUUCCUGGGCCCCUGGUUCUCGGCAGAGAGCCCGUCGGCACCGGAGGAGGUGAACGAGAAGAAGCAGAGAAGACAAGAGCGUCGACAGAUGAAGAGAUUCUGACGGUGCAGAGCAGACGCAGCAGUAUUUUUAUACACACCAUCCAGUUACUAGGCAAUACGUUAUUGCAAAGAAGACAUUUUGUUAUCGGAUUAACACAAUCAUGAUUGUUUCUUCCAGAAUUCUAUCAAAUUAGGAUUUAAGACAAAUUUGACCUCAGGUAACGGUGUCCCAUUUCACUUAAGUGCUGCACUAAGACAUCCAUCCAAUAUUGAUCACACUGAUUGAAAAGUCAUAUUAUGCUGCAUCCUUUUUUAAUUAAACAUAUUGUCAUUAUAGAUUAUUCUAUUCUUCUGUGUUUCCCAUAUAUUCAUUCAUUUAGAUUUUACACUACCUGUUUUGCCCUCUCAAACACAUUUCAAUGGGUUAACACACCAAAUAGCACCUGGGGCCGCAUGUGUUAAACGUGUGUACGCACUUUUGUGUUAGGAGGUCUAUUAAUUUAUCGAGGCGUUCAUUUUGCGGCUAACAAUGUUUUGUCCUUUGACUCCAGCACCAGCUCCUCUCUUGUUGCUCGAAACACGAGAAAGAAGCACCUCUGCUAAGCGUUAAGGGCAGAUUUCAGGCACAUGGCUAAUUUCACUAAGAAUUACGUGGCCAGCCAAUCAAACAUCUGCGAUCAAUUCCACAUUGCUUGGAUUAGCACACUUUAAUUCAUCUAAAUGUUUUCUUGUCACGUAACAUACAGUACAGGCCAAAAGUUUGGACACACCUUCUCCUCAUUCAAUGUGUUUUCUUUAUUUUCAUGACUAUUGUAGAUUGUCACUGAAGGCAUCAAACCUAUGAAUGAACACAUGAGUUAUGUACUUGACAAAAAAAGGUGAAAUAACUAAAAACAUGUUUUAUAUUCUAUUUUUUUC
Messenger RNA from Nerophis lumbriciformis (worm pipefish), 1576 nucleotides. Its product is annotated as transmembrane protein 208-like. Gene Ontology annotation, cellular component: intracellular membrane-bounded organelle. NCBI's taxonomy places the organism in Eukaryota, Metazoa, Chordata, Actinopteri, Syngnathiformes, Syngnathidae. The record is from RefSeq and is a predicted model, not a curated record. Gene Ontology annotation, biological process: vacuolar protein processing.